AUGUUUAGCUGCUUUAAAAAUUUUGAUGUGAACACUGAAACAUGGGAUCCUGUGAUUCUAACUAUUUUAUAUCAUAAAUUAGAUACUUACACAUCACGAGCUUACCAAUUGGAGCGUGGCAAUGAGUCCGAUCCUACUAUUAAGGAGUUCCUGCUGUUCCUGGAGAAGCGAGCCUUGGCCCUGGAGAAAGCAGAACCUACUACUGCCACCAAGACUCACUACAAGCCGGUGGUGAAUGUCGCUACACCUGCAGCUCUUUUAUGUGCUUAUUGGGUUAUUUUAUGCACUAUGAAAGCAUACUGGUGCGAAGGAACUGGAGCAAAAAAGCCAGCAAGCAAACAACGUAUUACGGAUUUAAAUAAUCAUCUGUCGGAAGUCGAUACUACUUUAUCCGAUCUUAAUGAGCAGUCAAUAUCGUUUGAUACACGGCUUAAGUCCGUAGAAAAUCAAGUCUCUAAAGACAACUAUUUAUCUGACAAAUUAGAUGUUAUGGAGAUCAAACUGGCUGCAAUGGAGUAA
Molecule: messenger RNA, 519 nt
Organism: Parnassius apollo (apollo)
Lineage: Eukaryota; Metazoa; Arthropoda; Insecta; Lepidoptera; Papilionidae
Source: the annotation of a GenBank genome assembly